Molecule: messenger RNA, 1116 nt
Organism: Talaromyces marneffei
Lineage: Eukaryota; Fungi; Ascomycota; Eurotiomycetes; Eurotiales; Trichocomaceae
Exons: 3
Coding region: 1-1116 (371 amino acids)
Biological process (GO): glucan catabolic process
Molecular function (GO): hydrolase activity, hydrolyzing O-glycosyl compounds
Source: RefSeq, a predicted model, not a curated record
AUGACCUACGAGCUGGCAUCCGUUUAUGACUCUACCAACUUCUUCAACCAAUUCUCCUUCUUCUCUGCAUUCAACUUACCAAUCUUUUUAUAUACUUCCGAUCCAACACAUGGCUUCGUCCAAUACGUCGACGCCAACACAGCUCGAACAUCUGGUCUUACACGAAUCGUCAAUAACACCCAAAUAUAUGUUGGCGUAGACAACUUGACAACUCUGAAUUAUCCAACCAACAAUGCGGUUCCAGAUAGCGAUGUCCCAGCCAGCACCGCUAAUGGUCGCAAGAGUGUCCGCCUUGAAAGUCGUCAGACCUUCGACUGGGGUCUUCUCAUUGCUGAUUUCGCACAUAUACCCAGCAGCAUCUGCGGAACAUGGCCGGCAUAUUGGACAUAUAACUAUGCUGAAGACCCAUAUGGUGAGGUUGACAUCAUCGAAGGUGUCAACAACCAAAUCGGGGACGUUAUCAGUAUGCAUACGGGCGCUCGAUGCCGUCUGGAUGACGAUCCUCAGAAUCAGACAGGGACAGAUGUGAGAACUGAUUGCUCACUCUCAACAAACUAUGUUGACGGGUGCGGUGUAUCUGGCUCAUUAAAUUCGUAUGGGGAUCUGUUCAAUGCACAAGGUGGAGGAGUCUGGGUAUUGUGGCUUGACAAAGAUGAUCUUGCAGUUUGGAUGUUUCCUCGAAUGGAAGUCCCAGAUGAUAUUGUCAAAGGAACGGAGUUGACCCUCAAUAAUUGGGGGAAAUCACUCUUGCACUUCAAAUCUCAUACGGGAUGCCGUGCUAUGGACCAGUGGAGAAAUCAAACAAUAAUUUUCAACAUCGACUUUUGUGGCGAAAAUGCUUCUGGGUCGAACUGGAACCAGCCAGCGAGUUCGUCCUCAUCACAAAGCUGUGCAGACAGCACAAGCUUCUCCUCUUGCGAAGCUUAUGUUGCCGCCAAUCCUCAAGCAUUUUCCAACUCCUACUUUCUGAUCAACUCGGUGAGAGUGUAUCAGUCUCGAAAUCCGGCGAGCAUAAACGAAAGUUUGUCUAAUGGUGCUGUAGGAACGCGAAUAUCCCCAGGUAACAUCUUGUUGAUGGUGGUGGGAUGGGCGCUCGUUGUGGGGUGGUUUUCAUAA